Arabidopsis lyrata subsp. lyrata is the source of this 1500-nucleotide messenger RNA. RefSeq names its product dol-P-Man:Man(5)GlcNAc(2)-PP-Dol alpha-1,3-mannosyltransferase. Gene Ontology annotation, cellular component: endoplasmic reticulum. NCBI's taxonomy places the organism in Eukaryota, Viridiplantae, Streptophyta, Magnoliopsida, Brassicales, Brassicaceae. The transcript has 13 exons. Bases 5 to 1369 code for a protein of 454 amino acids. Gene Ontology annotation, molecular function: dol-P-Man:Man(5)GlcNAc(2)-PP-Dol alpha-1,3-mannosyltransferase activity. The record is from RefSeq and is a predicted model, not a curated record.
UAAUAUGAAAGUAGUAGUCUGUUUCACUGGUGCGAUUAGCUCUGUUUUCAUGGCGGGCGCCUCAUCACCGGCGAGUUUGAGAGCUUCUCGUAACCGUCAGCUCGGGAAGGAGACGAUUCUUCCCGAUCUAUUGAAAAACCCUAAACUUCCAUUCGCAUUCGCUCUAAUUCUUGCUGAUGCAAUCCUCGUCGGACUUAUUAUCGCCUAUGUUCCAUACACGAAGAUCGAUUGGGAUGCUUACAUGUCACAGGUUAGUGGGUUUCUAGGGGGAGAGAGAGACUAUGGGAACUUGAAAGGCGAUACAGGGCCAUUGGUUUAUCCAGCGGGUUUCCUCUAUCUUUACUCUGCAGUGCAGAACUUAACUGGUGGGCAAGUCUACCCUGCUCAGAUUCUUUUUGGUGUUCUCUACAUUGUCAAUCUGGGGAUCGUCUUGUUCAUCUAUGUCAAGACUGAUGUGGUGCCAUGGUGGGCGCUAUGUCUACUAUGUCUAUCCAAGAGGAUACAUUCAAUCUUUGUUCUCCGUCUCUUUAAUGAUUGUUUUGCCAUGACUCUCCUACAUUCAUCAAUGGCCCUCUUUCUCUAUCGUAAAUGGCAUCUAGGGAUGCUUGUUUUUAGUGGAGCUGUUUCUAUAAAGAUGAAUGUACUUUUGUAUGCUCCACCUUUGUUACUUCUGCUGCUAAAGGCCAUGAAUAUAAUUGGAGUGGUAUCUGCUUUGGCUGGUGCAGCUCUUGUUCAGAUACUCGUGGGAUUGCCCUUUCUGAUGACAUAUCCGGUUUCAUACAUAGCAAACGCCUUUGAUCUUGGACGUGUUUUCAUUCACUUCUGGUCUGUUAACUUCAAAUUUGUUCCAGAACGAGUUUUUGUAUCCAAAGAAUUUGCAGUAUGCUUGCUCAUUGCUCACCUUUGUCUCCUUGCGGCGUUUGCAAAUUAUAAAUGGUGCAAGCAUGAAGGUGGGAUUAUAGGCUUCAUGCGUUCUAGGCAUUUCUUCUUGAUGCUUCCGUCUUCACUCUCGAUCAGUGAUGUCUCAGCCUCACGGAUUCUUACGAAAGAACAUAUCGUCACGACCAUGUUUGUUGGGAAUUUCAUCGGCAUUGUAUGUGCUCGCUCUCUGCACUACCAGUUCUACUCAUGGUACUUCUAUUCACUACCUUAUCUGCUAUGGAGAACACCGUUUCCCACUUGGCUGCGCUUGAUCUUGUUCCUCGGCAUCGAGCUCUGUUGGAACGUGUAUCCAUCAACACCAGCCUCCUCGGGUUUGCUAUUGUGCCUACACUUUAUCAUUCUAGUCGGUCUCUGGUUAGCUCCUUCAGACGAUCCUUACCAGCUCAAAGAAGACCCUAAAUCCCAAAUACACAAAAAGCAUAAGUGAACCUUUUGAUGUUCUUUUUUUUUCUUCUUGUUUCCAAAACUUAGAGAUAAGCUAUAAAAUUAACUGUUAACUUUAAUGUAUGAGUUUUGUAAUCAUGGUGAUUUAUAAAUUGUUUUCUUUUUUUUGGGCAA